Molecule: messenger RNA, 2682 nt
Organism: Mycotypha africana
Lineage: Eukaryota; Fungi; Mucoromycota; Mucoromycetes; Mucorales; Mycotyphaceae
Product: tRNA synthetases class I-domain-containing protein
Exons: 15
Coding region: 1-2682 (893 amino acids)
Biological process (GO): isoleucyl-tRNA aminoacylation
Cellular component (GO): cytosol
Molecular function (GO): ATP binding; tRNA binding; aminoacyl-tRNA deacylase activity
Source: RefSeq, a predicted model, not a curated record
AUGAUCGCUGUAAAACUAUCACAAAAUUGCCUUCGAAGCUCUAUAAUUGGAGGGUAUCGCUCGAUCAGUUAUAGUGCUAUUUUAAAAGCAAAAGCGACAGAAAAUCCUUACACGAAGACCCUGCUGUUACCAAAAACAAAGUUCCCUCUGAGGGCAGAUGCAGCUAAAAGAGAACAUUUGUUUAGAGAACGCUGUACAAAGGAUUUAUAUUCUUGGCAGCUGGAAAACAAUCCAAAAGAUAUUUUCGUUCUUCAUGAUGGUCCACCCUAUGCUAACGGCAACGUCCACUCGGGUCAUGCUAUGAAUAAGAUUUUGAAAGAUAUUGUGAAUCGUUAUAAAGUACUUCAAGGACACAAAGUUUUUUAUCGUCCCGGGUGGGACUGCCAUGGGCUCCCUAUAGAAUUGAAAGCACUGCAGCAUAUUCGCAGAAAAGGAAGUGAUUCAGCAUUAACACCAAUGGAUAUCCGUAAAAUUGCAAAGCAAAAGGCCCUAAGUGAAGUGAAACAACAAAUGGAAAGCUUUAAAAGUUGGGGUGUCAUGGGCGAUUGGGAAAAACCAUACUUGACACUUACCAAGGAUUACGAAAUGAGACAAUUGCAAGUUUUAACAGAUAUGAUUAAACAUGGAUAUAUUUACAGACAAUUAAAGCCAGUUUAUUGGUCACCAUCAUCAAGAACCGCUUUAGCCGAGUCCGAGUUGGAAUACAAAGAUGACCAUAUAUCAAAGUCAAUUCAUGUUCGCUUUCCUUUGACUUCGGUUGCAACAAAUUUACAAGAUCGGUGGAAGCACUAUGGUUCAAUAUAUGCUCUUAUUUGGACUACAACGCCGUGGACAAUACCUGCGAAUAAAGCUAUCUCCGUCCAUCCUAAGUUGGAAUAUACGUUAGUAAAAGUUGAAGGACAUGAAAGUAUGAGCGGCGUAUAUAUUGUAGGAAGCGCACGUGUUGAAGCCUUUAAAAAAGACUUGGGGGUACAAGCAGUGGAAAUUUUAGAUGAAGUCAAGGGGAGUGAUCUUCUGGGAUGCCGUUAUGAGCAUCCAUUAAAUCACGAUCUAAUGCCUAUUAUUGCUGGAGAACAUGUUACUGCUGAGUCUGGUACUGGAUUAGUACAUACUGCUCCUGGUCAUGGUAUGGAAGACUAUGAAGUAUGCCUUCGUCACGAUAUUCAACCAUUUAGUCCAGUGGAUGAUUUUGGCAGAUUCACUAGCCAAGCAGGCCCUGAACUUGAAGGCAAAGAGGCAUUCACGGAAGGCACUUCAGCCGUCAUUGACAUGCUUGAUUCAAAUUCCUCAUUGGUUAUUCAACAGGACUAUACCCAUAAGUACCCAUAUGACUGGCGAACCAAACAGCCUGUUAUGUUGCGCGCUACUGCUCAAUGGUUUGCGAACGUUGAACAUCUGCAAAAUUUAGCAGAUUCAGUAAAUUACAUUAUCAAGAUUCUUCAAGAAAAAGGUACAGAUGCAUGGUGGGAGGAACCAGAUGACUCAAUUUUUGUAGCUCCUCAAUAUCAAAAUAAGGGCAAAGUUUAUAAGAGAGGUUACGAUACUAUGGAUGUAUGGUUUGAUAGCGGAACAUCAUGGAUGAUGUUGAAGGGUCUUCUUGACAAUAUUAGGGAUUCCAAACGGCCUCUUGCGGAUGUUUAUUUGGAGGGUAGUGAUCAACACAGGGGUUGGUUUCAAUCAUCAUUACUGACAUCCAUCGCUGUCACAAAGAAGGCGCCAUAUGGUACUCUGAUUACGCAUGGCUUUGUAUUAGACGAAAAAGGGCAAAAAAUGUCAAAGAGUUUAGGAAAUACGCUAGAGCCCAGCUUUAUUACUGACGGGGGAAAGGAUAAAAAGAAGAAUCCUGCAUACGGAAGUGAUGUGCUUCGCUUCUGGGUAGCGAAUUGUGAGUAUACCCAUGAUGUUAGCAUAGGGCCAUCUAUAAUAGCUCAAAUAUCUGAUAACCUACGAAAAAUCCGUACAACUGCCAAGUUUCUGCUUGGAAACCUUCAAGACUUUAACCAACAUAACUAUAUCAGCUUUGAGAACCUUCAAGAGGUUGACAAAUACAUGCUCAACGAACUGUACAAGUAUAACAAUCGUAUCACUCGAUCGUAUGAAGACUAUGCUUUUAACAGAGCUGUACAGACUAUACAGAAUUUUACAAAUACGACCUUAUCAUCCUUUUACUUUGAUAUCAUCAAGGAUAGACUGUACAAUGAAAAGAAGGACUCAGCUUCCAGACGAGCGGCACAAACAGUACUUUACGAGAUCCUUCAGUCCUAUACGAAAUCAUUAGCCCCGUUCAUCUGUCAUACAGCGGAAGAAAUUUAUGAAAACUACAAACAAAUUACUUCUAAACCUGAAUCAUCCGUUUAUAAAACAGGAUGGUUGAUAUCAAGGAGUCAAUGGAAUAACGAGGAACUCAUGAAUAAAUGGGCAACGCUAUUGAAAUUGAAAGCUGAGGUUAACAAAGCUUUAGAAUUUGCACGUCAAGAAAAACAAAUUCGAAGUUCUCAAGAGGCGGACAUAACGCUGGGCGUAGGCAAAGACAGUCCACUACAUAAAGCAGUAAUGUCUCUAACAGCCUCGGAGCUAUCAUCAAUAUUGAUGGUAAGUCAAGUCAACGUAGUUGAAGACGUACAAAAAGCAGCUUUAAACAGCAUGACCUUCAGAAAGUCCUCUAUUGAAGGUUUGUAUUGA